Molecule: messenger RNA, 579 nt
Organism: Adineta ricciae
Lineage: Eukaryota; Metazoa; Rotifera; Eurotatoria; Adinetida; Adinetidae
Source: the annotation of a GenBank genome assembly
AUGGUUGUCGGUGUUAUCUGUUCACCUGAAUUGAUCUAUCGUCGAAUGGUUGUUGACACGACUGAUGAAACUAAUUGGUGUGUGUUCACAUUGAAUGCUGAUCAACCGAAUAUCUCGGGUUUGUAUUCAGCAUCAAGCAUUUGCUUGUUCUUAAUUCCAUUCAACUUAGUGUGUAGUAUUAUGAUUAUCAUUGUUAUAGGUCAAAUGAUACAAAAAACUGUUGUGAAAGUGGACAGUAUCGGGCAAGCGUCCUCUAUUAAUCUUUCUCUUACUCCGAUGAAUACGAAUUUUAUGUCAAAACUGGCAGAAAACGGUAUCAUAGUACAGAUUGCUAAACACAAGCAUUUAUUGGUGGCUCCAAUUCUUUUAGCUAUAUUUGCUGUACCUCGAUUAGUAUUUGCUUUUGUAUUCGUAUGCAGUAAACUCGAUCGAUUUCCAUUUCUUACUUUACCAAGUUACCUGAUUGGGUUUUUACCGUCAAUGUCUCUAUUUUUUGCAUUAAUCUCGCCAUCUAAAGUUUAUCGAGACGCUUGUCUUACUUUUAUAAAGUUAUUCAUACAUGGAUGUGUUCGAAAUUGA